GAAAUAUAUUGUCAUCUAGGCCCACCCUCGCCGUUCACGGCUCGUUACCGCCGUUGCGCAUGUAGCAACCUUGUCGUCGCAGAGCAUCGAAACCUUUCCAGUAUACUUAUCGCAGAGUCAUGGCAAGCAUUGGCCAAAGCAGCAUCCCCAUACCAUCAACACCGACGACAAACGACCGAAAUAUUGCACAAUAGAACACAGACGACAUCUUGGACUACGCGGGACUGGCGCACCUCGCCGCAAUUGGAAAGAAAUCAAAACAGAGCAUAUUGGGAAAGCAUUCAAACACAUCAUGGCCUCCAUAUCGCAUCCAAGCCGAACACAUCUUCGGCGCAACUCGCCUAUCACGUCAUUGGAUGCUUCGCAGGGCAUUGGGUCCCAGCCGGGCAUGAUAAAGAGUAUCAAUGUCGGGAGUGAUAGUGAUUCGGACGACGAGCCUCCGCCAGCCAUUAGAUUUUCAAAAGUUACGCAGGCUCUUCUAGCUGAUGCAGAGCCUGUUUCUCCCGUCCGCCAGCAAGAAGCUCAUGAUGGCCUCCGUCUGGAAAGAUCGAAUAGCGCAAGGUCAUCGAAUGUGGAGACACCAAGCAGAGAGCCUGGUAUUCGCAUAGUACGCCGUGGCUCACCGCCCAGGGAGAAUGGGUUGGAAGGGAGUCGAAGGACCACGCCGCCGCGAAUAGUACAGAUGAACGCAACCAGGACAGGCUCCGCAGCAAAACGAGCCGUGAGCGUAAAUUUACCCUCGGGUUACGCCAGUGCAUACAAACGGGACCCGACCCCAGAGACAAGCGCUAAAUUGGAGAUGAAGACGCCUGCGCCCCGAGUCCUGCGCGUCGCACGACCGAGGGCGGGCAGCAAUGCCUCGCAGGACGAACCAUUAAACGGCAUUGCAUCCACAAGCCGCCCCGGCUCUCGAACAGGAUUCAGAAAUGCCCCGGACACGAACGAGCGGAAAGCGUAUCCAACAGAUCUUGCGCGAAGCGCCUCUCUGCAUUACCCACCAGAGACACUGUCCCGAUAUGGAUUAUCCACGAUUGGGAGAUCGCGCGUAGCUCCUGUUGAGACUGGAUCGCAUGCGCCGCAGGGCAUGAAACGCGUGCCUGAUGGCGAGAACAAGUUCCUUCGAAGUAAACCAGUCCGUCGUGGCGGUCAUCGCCGGAGAGACAGCGAAGAUAACGUGUCUCCGAUCGAUGAUCCUCAAAGUGGACAGUCUUCGCAGCCGAGUGCGGGGGCUAUGACUCCUCAGGAACAAAGCAGGUAUCGAGUGGAGGGAUCACAGGAGCGGAGCAUUAGCGCAGCCGGACGCACACAUGGACGUGCCUCGUCUCUAGAGCCUGGCAGCUCACAGGACUUGGCUAGCCAUCGUGAUACACAGGCGCAUACAUCGCGGCCGCCUUCUCGCCAGGGCAGUCAAUAUGUCCCACGAAUUCACAGCAACAUUGAUCACCGACCUCCGACGAGACAGGCAAGCCAGGAAGUCGGCCAUGUUCGACAAGGCAGCGUUGAGCCCAAGGCUCAUCAACCAAAUUCUGGCAUCAAUCAGCUCGAUUCAGGUGUGAUCUUGGGAUCUACAUCUCAAGCAAGAUAUCGGAGCGUCGAACCAGACCAAGCACGGCCGGUAGCCGAACAAAAACCGUCAUCGUAUCCUUCCAGUCUCAACCAAGCGGGAUAUCGCAACGCGCAAAGCAGAUCUCACAUUGAUUCUGCUGACGAUCAAGAAAAUCUCCCGCCGCCCACCUUCAAGCGCAAUAAGGACCAGGAAUUCCGAUACUUGGGAAAACCGUCGCUCAUGGCAUUUUCUGACGAUGACAAGCCAAGACCACGCAUCGUGGACGAGACGCCAGUCCCCGUCCCGGAGCAACGCAGGCCUCUCGGCAACGUCAGCGGAAAUACACCUCAUCGUCCGGCACCAGCUCCACCACCAAAAAUGUCUGUUCUCGAUGCCGCGACGACUACCGCCGGAGCCAGCACGACCAAGUCUCGCAAAAAGCGUCAACACAUGGUUGUCAACGGCAAGAUCUACACUCAAAUGGGCAAACUUGGAAAGGGAGGCUCUAGCGAAGUGUAUUGUGUCAUGGCCGAGAACUACAAGACAUUCGCGCUCAAGCGCGUGAAGCUGACAGAUUGCGAUGAGAGCGCAGUGCGUGGCUACAAGGGCGAGAUUGAUCUCCUGAAGAAGCUCACAGAGGUUGAACGCGUCGUCAGGCUUUUCGACUGGGAGAUCAAUGAAGAGAAACAGGAGUUGCUGGUCCUGAUGGACAAAGGAGAGCUGGACCUCAGUCGAAUUCUGACCCUUCAACUUAACAGCGGCGAAGGCUCGUUUGACAUUUCAUUCACACGAUUCUACUGGAAGGAGAUGCUCGAAUGCGUCCAAGCCGUGCACGACCACGACAUUGUACACUCCGACCUGAAGCCCGCCAACUUCCUCAUGGUGCAGGGACGACUCAAGCUUAUAGACUUUGGCAUCGCCAAUGCUAUUGACACCGACAACACCUGUAACGUCCAUCGGGACAGCCACGUGGGCACGCCAAACUACAUGUCUCCUGAAAGCAUCAAUGACACGAAUGCCUCGAGUGGAGGCAGAGACGAAGCAGGUCGUCCGCUGAAGAAGGACAUGCGCAUAGGGAAGUCCUCGGAUGUCUGGAGCCUGGGCUGCAUACUUUACCAAAUGGCGUAUGGUAUCCCACCCUUCGCUCACAUCAAGAGCCAAGUCUCCAAAAUUAUGGCAAUUGUCAACCCCAAGCACAACAUUGAGUACCCCGAGACGGGCGUCGGCGGCGCAUACAUUCCCCUCAGCCUACGAAAUACUCUCCGGCGCUGCCUGAAUCGCGAUCCCGAGCGUCGUCUGACCAUCAAGCAGAUGCUGGACGGAACGGACUCCUUCCUCAACCCCGAGGGCACGGGAGCCGGCAGCGUGCUCAUGAGCGAAGAGCUGCUGGGGCAGAUCAUCAACAAGAUCAUCGAUCGCUGCAAGGACCCCAAGCGCGGCAUUCCGACGCCCGAGGAGGCACAGGCAUACCCUCGCAGCUUCAUGGAGAAGAUUCGUCAAAUGCAGGAGGGUCGGUAGCUCUUGGGCCCAAAAGGCUGUUUGGUGAGCCGACCUUUGUCGACUGGGGGGAUUCAUAUUUGCUUUCGUUUUAAAAAUACCCACUCCUAUGAUAGACGGCAUUUUUGCCAUGCCUGUACGAACAGAUAAUGUCUUUUUCUCUAUCCCCUCCUUGAUGGGGAUGUCUCUGUAUAUUCGAGCGAGCGAUGGCGUUGCGGAGUGCCUGUUAAUGAUCAAUGACAAACUUCUCGCACC
Dissoconium aciculare CBS 342.82 is the source of this 3298-nucleotide messenger RNA. Its product is annotated as kinase-like protein. Lineage: Eukaryota; Fungi; Ascomycota; Dothideomycetes; Mycosphaerellales; Dissoconiaceae. The transcript has a single exon. Gene Ontology annotation, cellular component: nucleus; spindle; kinetochore. The record is from RefSeq and is a predicted model, not a curated record. The coding region runs from base 293 to 3064 and encodes 923 amino acids. Gene Ontology annotation, biological process: protein localization to kinetochore; chromosome segregation; peptidyl-serine phosphorylation. Gene Ontology annotation, molecular function: protein serine/threonine/tyrosine kinase activity; ATP binding; protein serine/threonine kinase activity.